GCGCGUUAGUCUGCUGACUCAGCAGUGCUGAGCAGACUCUGCUCCCCGCCUCCCGCGCAGCAGCCGCCUGUCGACUCCAUCCAAUUAAAAAGAACGCUUUGGGUCUCAGAUCUCAUUUCUCCUUUAUCCUUCCAGUGGCUCAAACCCAAACGGAAAAAUGCAGGUUGGUCGACUCGCUGACGACGACUUUCAUCGAUUUCGUGGGGCCCACACGGCCAUCGCUCCUGUGGCUUCCUACCAGGCUCUCACGAGGGCGAAUACUAAGAUGGUGCCUGCAGACGAGAUCCGCCUUAAUGUGUUCCAGUGCUGCAGGUUGUGCGGGCUCCCUGUGCGCCAGACUACAGCCAAGACGGCCAGCACUCUGUGCCAAGGCUGCGUUCGCAGCGAGCUGCGCCGUAAGAGCAGCUUGGAAGACAGCCGGCUUCCUUCUCCGAUGAAUGGCAAGUCUAAUUUCGCGACUGACCGUCUCGUGCAUCCAUCCUGGACGGUGCAGAGCGCUCCGGAGGCUACUUGCCAAUACCAGACGAACUCGACGUUCCACGUUGAGGCGGACACGGAUUCCUUCCGCAACAUUGAAGUGCUGACAUGCUUCCGAUCAGAAGUGCGCCGCGGACUGCGACUACUGUCAAAGGUGGCGACUGCCGAGGAGUGGCACAUGUGUUGGGCGAUCCUUGUGUCGAUGUGUCUGGUACCGUUAUUUUUGUUGCUCAUUGUGAUGGCUGGUAUGGGUUUCCUCGUGCUGUCCACGGGGGCGGCCAUCGCCGCCGCUGUUGUGUACCCGCUGGCGUACAUCAACCCGAGACUGUUCAGAUUCGCCAUGAACUCGUAG
Phytophthora infestans T30-4 is the source of this 829-nucleotide messenger RNA. RefSeq lists its product as uncharacterized. The record is from RefSeq and is a predicted model, not a curated record. Lineage: Eukaryota; Oomycota; Peronosporomycetes; Peronosporales; Peronosporaceae. The transcript has a single exon. Bases 158 to 829 code for a protein of 223 amino acids.